Molecule: messenger RNA, 326 nt
Organism: Labeo rohita (rohu)
Lineage: Eukaryota; Metazoa; Chordata; Actinopteri; Cypriniformes; Cyprinidae
Product: E3 ubiquitin-protein ligase TRIM11-like
Exons: 1
Source: RefSeq, a predicted model, not a curated record
GUGAAAGUGAAGUGCUGUCGACGGACACUCAGUCUCUGUUUGGACACGAUGGCAGAAGCCAGUAUUCCAGUGGCUCAGGAUCAGUUCACGUGUCCAGUGUGUCUGGAUCUGCUGAAGGAUCCAGUGACGACUGCCUGUGGACACAGUUACUGUAAGAGCUGCAUUACAGACUGCUGGAAUGAGGAGGAUCAGAAGGGAGUCUACAGCUGCCCUCAGUGCAGACAGACCUUCAGUCCCAGACCUGCUGUAGCUACAAAUGUACUGCUGGCUGAAAUGCUGGAGAAACUGAAGAUCACGAGACUCCGAACUGCUGGAUCUGAAGAUGU